This is a messenger RNA of Bubalus bubalis (water buffalo), 1410 nucleotides long. RefSeq names its product tumor susceptibility gene 101 protein-like. The record is from RefSeq and is a predicted model, not a curated record. NCBI's taxonomy places the organism in Eukaryota, Metazoa, Chordata, Mammalia, Artiodactyla, Bovidae. Gene Ontology annotation, biological process: endosome to lysosome transport; protein transport; protein modification process. Gene Ontology annotation, cellular component: ESCRT I complex. The transcript is spliced from 2 exons. Gene Ontology annotation, molecular function: ubiquitin binding.
AUAUCAUUAUGGGGGGAGGCGGGGUGCGGGGCUGGCUCGUCCGUGUGCGGUUGUGUGGGGCGGCCUGGGGCGGCCCCGGAGCGGCUGACCCUCUGCCUACAGGGACCGGAGUUGCGAGGCGGCUGCCAUGGCGGGGUCGGAGAGCCAGCUCAAGAAAAUGGUGUCCAAGUACAAGUACAGAGACAUAACUGUACGUGAAACUGUUAACGUUAUUAGUUUACACAAAGAUCUCAAACCUGUAUUGGAUUCAUAUGUUUUUAAUGAUGGCAGUUCCAGGUAACUAAUGAACCUUACUGGAACAAUUCCUGUGCCUUAUAGAGGUAAUACAUACAAUAUUCCAAUCUGCCUGUGGCUGCUGGACACAUAUCCGUAUAAUCCCCCUAUAUGUUUCGUUAAGCCUACUAGCUCAAUGACUAUUAAAACAGCAAAGCAUGUGGAUGCUAAUGGGAAGAUAUAUCUUCCUUAUCUACAUGAAUGGAAGCACCCACAGUCAGACUUGUUGGGGCUUAUUCAAGUUAUGAUUGUGGUGUUUGGAGAUGAACCUCCGGUCUUAUCUCGUCCUACUGUUUCAGCAUCCUAUCCACCAUACCAGGCAACAGGGCCACCAAAUACUUCCUACAUGCCAGGCAUACCAAGUGGGAUUUCUGCAUACCCAUCCAGGUACCCUCCCAAUCCCAGUGGUUACACAGGCUGUCCUUACCCACCUGGUGGUCAGUAUCCUGCCACAACAAGUUCCCAGUACCCUUCCCAGCCUCCUGUGACCACUGUUGGUCCCAGUAGGGAUGGCACAAUCAGCGAGGACACUAUCCAAGCCUAUCUCAUCUCAGCGGUCAGCGACAAACUGAGAUGGCGGAUGAAGGAGGAAAUGGGUCGUGCCCAGGCGGAACUCAAUGCCUUGAAACGAACAGAGGAAGACCUGAAAAAAGGUCACCAGAAACUCGAAGAGAUGGUUAACAGUUUAGAUCAAUAAGUAGCUGAGGUUGAUAAAAACAUAGAACUUUUGAGAAAGAAGGCUGAAGAACUCAGUUAUGCUCUGGAGAAAAUGGAAAAUCAGUCUGAAAACAAUGAUAUUGAUGAAGUUAUCAUUCCCACAGCCCCACUAUACAAACAGCUCCUAAAUCUGUAUGCAGAGGAAAAUGCUAUUGAAGACACUAUUUUUUACCUGGGAGAAGCCUUGACGCAGGGAGUAAUAGACUUAGAUGUCUUCCUAAAGCAUGUACGUCUUCUGUCCCGUAAACAGUUCCAGCUGAGGGCACUAAUGCAGAAAGCAAGAAAGACUGCUGGUCUCAGUGACUUCUACUGACUUCUCUGAUACCAGAUGGAGACUGAACUCUUCUAAAGUAUUCUUUGCUUCUCUUCCUUUCUCUUAUAUCAGUAGGUGCCCAAAAUAAGUUAUUGCAGUUUAUCAUU